Messenger RNA from Monopterus albus (swamp eel), 4570 nucleotides. RefSeq names its product integrin, beta 8 (gene itgb8). The transcript is spliced from 16 exons. The coding region runs from base 506 to 2902 and encodes 798 amino acids. NCBI's taxonomy places the organism in Eukaryota, Metazoa, Chordata, Actinopteri, Synbranchiformes, Synbranchidae. Gene Ontology annotation, cellular component: integrin complex; focal adhesion; cell surface. The record is from RefSeq and is a predicted model, not a curated record. Gene Ontology annotation, molecular function: integrin binding. Gene Ontology annotation, biological process: cell-cell adhesion; cell adhesion mediated by integrin; integrin-mediated signaling pathway.
GUCACUCCGCUGCCUUUACUGUGGGCUGUUCAGUCAGCAUGUUGCUGCGCACCGGCUAAACACAGCGCAGCUCGGUGCUCCUGGUGUAAGUCAGCCCUGCUCUGUCCCGGGAUGCCACUUUACCGUCAGCUGUGAGACAAAGUCCGCGGUGGAACCACGCGGGGACACGUCGCACACUUGCGGCUGGACAUUAAUAGAUGGAGGGACUUGCGCCGCAGCCGCUGUUGACGCCGCACUCAUCUGACUGGUUCACCUCCUCUGCUGGUACACGGGGGAGCGCGCUUGUAAGAUGAUUUGACCCGGGGAUGCGAAAAGCUCUCUGGCAUUAGAAGGUAGUUGGGUGACCGACGAUGCCCCGCUGCUCACUCUUGCACUCCCGGUUAUUGUUUGUGGGGCGGUGGGCGCACGGUACCUGGUUUUCCUCGGUUCAUCCCCAGUAGCUGUACAGCUCCUGUGCCUCCUUGCCGCUUCGCUCCGCUCACCCUCUCGGUGUGGAUAGGAUAAUAUGACUUCCUGGCACCGAACGUACAGCAUCGUCCCUCUGUGUCGCCUGCUCUGCUGCGCGGUGAUCGCUGUCUGUGCGGAAGCCUCCAGCGCCGGUAACAGUGUGUGCUGGUCUCCUAGUAUCACGUCUUGUGCAGAGUGUCUCCAACGUGGACCACAGUGUGCCUGGUGCUUCAAGGAGGACUUUCCAGAUGUGUACUGGCCAAGCCAGCGCUGCGACCUGCCAGUGAACCUGCUCAGAAAAGGCUGUGAGCCAGAGUUCAUGGAGCAGUCAGAGACCAAGGUGGAGGUCAACACCACCAUCAGCAGCACGCAAGUGUCCCCACAAGACAUCAGUAUCACCCUCAGACCAGGUUCAGAGGCCAGCUUCACUGUGGCUGUGAAGCAGCUGGAACGUUAUCCUGUGGAUCUGUACUACCUGGUAGAUGUAUCGGCCUCUAUGAAGGAAAAUCUGGAUCAUCUGAAGACAGUGGGUGUAGCACUGUCUCUUCGCAUGAAGGAGCACUCUUCAGACCUCUGGCUGGGUUUCGGCUCAUUCGUGGACAAACCUGUCUCCCCUUACAUCAGUGUUCAUCCCUCCAAGAUCAACAACCCCUGCAGUGACUAUGAGAUUCAUUGUCGUCCAACGCAUGGCUUCCACCACGUCCUCAGUAUGACCAGGAAUAUGAGCGAGUUCACACGGGUGAUUAAACGACAGCGCAUCUCUGGUAACAUGGACAAUCCUGAGGGAGGGCUGGAUGCUAUGCUGCAAGCUGCUGUCUGCCAGAGGGCGGUGGGUUGGAGACCAGAGGCAAAGCGUCUGUUGCUCCUGAUGACUGACCAGUCAUCCCACCUUGCUCUGGACAGUCGGCUGGCGGGGAUUGUUACACCACAUGAUGGCUUGUGUCACCUGGAGAACAAUGUCUACACAGGGAGCACCAGGCUGGACUAUCCUAGUGUGGGACAGUUGUCUGAUAAGCUGCUCGAAAACUAUAUUUAUUCCAUAUUUGCUGUGGAAAAGCAGCAAUAUCAGUGGUACGAGGAGUUGGUGCACUUGUUACCAGGCUCCUACCUGGGAAAGUUAGGCAUCUUCCAGGCUUCAAAUUUAAUAGACCUGGUGGUGGACGCAUACAAGAGGUUGUUGUCGGAGGUGGCAGUGUUGGUGUCAGUGGAGGACAAGGCAGUCAGCAGGUACUGGGUGUCUGUGUCUCCUGUCUGUCCUGACGGAUCCACUGCUAAAGACCAGAGCUGCUCUGGAGUACAGCCAGACCAGACGGUUUACUUCAACAUCACCAUUGGCCUUCGUACUUGUCCUGACAAUGGUGAAGAUGAAGAUAUAAGAGUGAUGGUUCGCCCUGUAGGUUACAACGAAUCCACCAUCAUUAGGGUUCAGUCUAAAUGUCACUGCCGUUGUGGACCAACAAGACGCUGUCAUGAUGACAACCAGUCAGCUUGCAGAGGGACACAAGAGGAGGAGCAGAGGCCAAAUCGCAGAAUGAUUCAGGCCUCAAACAGAGAUUUAAACUGGAACUGCAGAGCCAAUGGGUCUGAUGUGGACUGCAGUGGUCGUGGGGUGUGUGAGUGCGGGAGGUGUGUGUGUGAGCAGAGCAGGCUUGGGACAGUAUAUGGAAAGUACUGUGAGAUGGAUGACUUCUCCUGUCCGUACCAAGGUGGACUACUGUGUGGAGGGCAUGGGGUGUGUGUGUCAGGUGAGUGUGUGUGCGAGGAAGGCUGGACAGGUGAUAGUUGUGGGUGCCUCGUCUCUACAGCAACCUGCCAAUCAGCCAGCGGCUUGCUUUGCAACGGGCGAGGAAGAUGCAUGUGUGGCAAGUGUGUGUGUGAUGACCCCCGAUACUCUGGAGACUUCUGUGAGAGAUGCCCUGCUUGUCAAAGCACCUGCCAAUCACACUGGGAAUGUGUGGGCUGUCACAUGUCUCACGGUCUCACACCAAAAGAGGCGGAACCAUGCAACAAUACCUGUGCACCACUGGUGGACUACAUGGAUGAUGUAUCAGGCCCAACAGGGGACAUGUGGAUUCAGUGCAUGUACAUCAGUAGUGACAGCUGUCGCUACCACUUUCAGCUCAGCUUGCAUUAUGGUCAGACCCAGCUGCACAUUAGCACAAGACCAGAGUGUGCCAGCAGCAGCCGGCAGGUAGGGACUUUCUUGAGUGUGUGUGCCCUGACAGUGCUGUGCGGGCUGGUGGUGGUCGCAGUGUCCCGGUUGCUUCUACGGAAAAACAGCAGGUCACCAGGGGGUGCUGUUGAUGUUUACCACUGCACUGGAAAGGACCUGUCAUACAUUCCUACAACCAAUGAGAAGACAGUUACCUACAGAAGGGACUAUCCACCUGACCACCCUGUGGAGAUGCACACCGAGGUUUCCAAGAUGCCCUAUGGGGAUCCCUGGCAGUGCUAAGCAAAGGUCAGAAGUCAAGGUCACAAGGAAGGUAACCAGUAGAGACAUAUAGAAGGAAAGCUGGACUAAAAGCUUCUUUUCUGCCCUUUAAUUUUCAUAUUUUUUCGACCAGCCGUAUGUGCACAUUGUGAUGACGGUAAAGUGUGAAACCCCACUGGAAUAAUAUUUAUAAAAUAAACUCAGACUAUGUGACGAAGGUGGCCACCAUCCUGGAAAUUCAGAUGAAACAAAGAGCACAAGUUUGUCACCUCUUCUUCCUCUAUAGCAACAGGGAGGCUACUUCUACAACAGGGUAAUGGGUAUUCAUUCCUUGCUUUUAGCAAUACAGCAAUUACUGCUCUAAAUUAUGGAUGUGUGCGAGUGCAGGUGUGUGCGUCUGUGUGUGUGAGUGGUGUAGGUAAAUAGGUUUAUGCUUUAUCUAGGCUAUUUAUAAUUUUUUUAGUAAACACUACAUGUGAUAAUGUAAUAUUUUUUAGUAAAACGCUACAUGUGAUAAUGUGAUAUUCCAUCUCAUAAACUUUUACAAUCUCCAUCUUUGUCUGCCCCCUUAUGGUCAACUUGUGGUAUGACAUAUUCUCUCAGAUACUACUGUCUACACAUCAUUGACCUCAUCUGCACUGACUUUGGGAUUUAAUUCAUGAAUCACACCAGUGACUCUAUGCCUUUUUUACUUUGUUCCUUGUUUUUCAGUCAUUUGUCAGUCACCUAGUUUUCUAGUGUUUGCAGAUGUUUCUUUGUUGCAUUUUGUUUUUGUUAACUCAUUGACUACAUUAGAAACUUAUGUAAUUUUUCUAUUAUGAUAAGUAAAAACAUAGUUUCAUAUGACUGUCAGUUGGUAAUAAUUGGGUUAGAUUUGCACUUGAACAAUUGUUUUGCAUUAUACUACUGAAAACUACGGGGUCUCUGUGGUGGGAGAGCUGUCAUAGUGGGUCUGAAGUGAUUAGUUUGCUACAGUAUAUGUUGGGCAUUACAAGGCAUCUAUAUGCUGUUGAAGCUAUAUAACAAAACCUGACACUGGAAUACAAAUUCACAUGUAAAAUACAGCCUAAUAGCAACUGUAUCAUCAAAUGCUUGAACAAGUGACAUUUAGUACAGAGGCAGAACUAUGUGCAUGCAUCUGCUGGUCAUCCCAGAGCUACUACUAUCCAGAACUGCAGCUACACUAUGUUUAGACUCUGAGACAACUUCUGGGCAAAGGUACAAAGAAGCUUGAAAGGAACUGAGAUCAGAGGUGGACUUACACUCCCCACAACCCUAAUGCACCAUCCUCUGGAUCCAGAGUGCCAGUUGCCUGGCAUUUUGUGAGCAUCCUGUUCCUUUUCUAACUUUUUUCUUUUUUCUUUAACACAUUGUUGUUUACAACAAUAGCUGGUCUAUUUUAUUAUAAGCCAGGAACACUAAUGAUUAUUUAUUGUGAUUUUAUAAUUUUAUUGUUUUAUUUGAUAUGUUAAUCGUACCAUUAUAUGAUCAGGCUACCUGAGUUACAGGUAGUAAGUACUGUUUGUGUUUAUGAAGACUCGCUCUCCCUAAGCAUGAGAAUACUUCAGCAAUAAAGUAAUCAUCUCAUCUCACCAGGUACUGAGAACAGAGUAACAACAGCACUUUUUUGUGUAGUUAUACUAUUAAUUAAUGUUUUGUAACAUGAAUACUAUCAUCACAAUAAAAUUG